UACGUGAAAACCAGCGGCAUAGGCAAAGCUUUCCGCUUCUUCUUAUUGUUGUUCCGGGUCAGAGUGCGCAUGCUCGGUUUGGAGCAGGCAGAACGAGACCGCGAUAUGGCUGCGCUGUGAGGUGCGAUUGUGGCAGAAAACAAGUAGUUAUUCCUAAUGGCAAUAUCAAACUUGAUCAGGACCUUUGGUUCCCUGCUGUUGUCUUCGGGUCCUCAUUUCCCACAGAUCCCUGCAUCUUUCCGCCCGCUUUAUCUUAUUAGCCAACUUGAUUUAUCCCGUGAAAUCAGUACUUCUACCUCUGUGUUAGCUAGAGAUCCUCUAUGGAAAUGCAGGACAAAGUAUACCAUUAAGCCAAUUCCCAAACCAAAAACAGGAGGUCGAGAUCACACAGGUCGUAUUCGUGUGCAUGGAAUUGGAGGAGGAAAUAAACAAUGCUAUCGUAUGAUUGAUUUCCAAAGAUUGCGCUAUCCAGAUGCAGCAGACCCUAGUCCAUUUGAGGAAAAAGUACUUUUGGUCCGAUAUGAUCCCUGUAGAUCAGGUCAUAUAGCUCUAGUGGCUGGAGAGAAGCGGAAACGCUGGAUCAUUGCAACUGAAAACAUGGUGGCUGGUGACAUCAUCAAGACUUCAGGAAAAAUAGAAAGGAUGGCAGUCUCUGCGAAUGAGGGGGAUUCAUAUCCAGUUGGAGCUCUACCACUUGGAACCCUCAUAAAUAACUUGGAGAGUCAUCCUGGAAAAGGAGCACAAUAUAUCCGAGCAGCAGGCACCUGUGGGGUAUUACUGAGGAAAGUGAGUGGAACGGUCAUUAUACAGUUGCCCUCCAAGAGGCAAAUACAGGUGCUGGAAACAUGCAUGGCUACAGUGGGACGAGUUUCUAAUGUUGAGCAUAACCAACGAAUCCUUGGGAAAGCUGGUCGGAACCGGUGGCUAGGAAAGCGACCAGAUAGUGGUUUAUGGCAGCGGAAAGGGGGAUGGGCUGGACGCAAGAUCAGGCCCCUCCCAGCAAUAAAAAGUUAUGUGAACCUGCCAGUGCCAGCCUCAGAGGGCUGACAUUAGUAGCUCUUUAGGAUUCUGUUAAAUAAAGUGUAUUAUCAAACUUG
Pseudonaja textilis is the source of this 1097-nucleotide messenger RNA. RefSeq names its product mitochondrial ribosomal protein L2 (gene MRPL2). The record is from RefSeq and is a predicted model, not a curated record. Gene Ontology annotation, cellular component: ribosome; mitochondrial large ribosomal subunit. Gene Ontology annotation, biological process: mitochondrial translation. NCBI's taxonomy places the organism in Eukaryota, Metazoa, Chordata, Lepidosauria, Squamata, Elapidae. Gene Ontology annotation, molecular function: structural constituent of ribosome; RNA binding.